UUUACUUAGAGAACUUCUGGAUUUCCAUGGUGGCCUACGUGAUCUCAUUCAAACUUCAAUUUAUCUCACACUUUGCUUUACAUGGUCAUUCCUAGUUUGCUGCUGAAGAAGAAAGGUCCACCUAUCAAAAGCACUUGGGUUAUAGGUCAAGAUGUAAAUGUUUUCUAUCAGACCCAUGUCAAUCCUUGCUUCUAUCAACCUCAAGCUGAAGGAGAGGUCAAAAUUCUCAAGAAGGAUGAUAGAAUCGAGAUCCUUCCAGGUGAUGCCUUCUUGUUGUUACGUGACUCUUUCAAGUUCAAAGUAAUAGUUAGAGAAGACCAGAAAGAUGUCAACAAAAAAAUAAGAAGAAAUGAGAGUUUGAGUGACCAGUUUCAAUCUAGUACUCGGGAUCUCUCCAAGCAACUUGGUCAUUCCAAUGAACUAGAUUCUGAUAAUUCUCAGGAGCAAAAACAAAAGAAGAAGAAGAAAACAGAAAAAAAUGAUGAUGAGCCAAAUGGGCUCAAUAAACAUUCAACAAACAAACUGGGUCUCUGGUAUCAGCAAGAUAAGCCUUGUGAAAAACAACAGGUUUUUGAUAAUAAAACAGAUGUACAGGUCUCUAUGGAAAGCAAUUCAGGGCCACAACCACUUCCUGUAGAAGAGAAUACUCCACAGUUAUCUGCUGAAAAACAGUCAAUGUCAGUUUCUACUUCCAAUAUGAAAAAAGAUUCAGUUUUCUCAGAAAAGAAAAGCUCAUCAUUCUACCCUCAAAAUAAAACAUCUACAUUGGGUUGUUCCCCCAAGAAUAAAAUAGUUUCACCUCCUGAGGAGAAGCCUUCUUUUAAAAGGAAAAGAACUUUACCUUCUUGGUUGGUAAAAGCAGCAACCUCAUCUGGGACCCAGAAACCUGUUCCCGAAAGUGAUGGUUUUACUGUAAGUGAUGAAGACAGAGAAGGAAAGAAAUGUGUCAAGAAAAGGAGAGAUUCAGCUCAUGACUUGGAGUUUGAAAACAAAGGAAAAGAAGGUAGCAGAGAAUAUGAUUCAAGGAGUGAUUCUGAUGGUAGCCAGGAACCUUACAAAAACAGUAUUUUAACGAUUAAAGGAAGACCAGAUUCAGAUGAAGAGGAGUCUACAGAUGAAAAACUUCGAAAAUCUUGCAGAUUUGGUGAAAAAUGCUACAGAAAAAAUCCAUCACAUUUUGAAGAAUUUAGCCAUCCAGGAGAUCGAGACUUUCUGGAAGCAGAAGAUGCAAGCAGCGACAAUGAAGAGAAAAAACCUGAGUGUCAGUAUGGAGUAGACUGUUACAGGAAGAAUUUGAAGCACAGACAGAAGUACAGUCACACUAUAAAAAUGAGGCCAAAACGAGAGGCUGCAAAAAAAGGAAAUCAAAAACGAAAAGCAGAAAAUGAGGACAGUGAUAGUUUCAUUGAUGACUCAGAUGUGUAUGAACCUUCAGAUUCUGAUUCAGACUGGAAUCCAGAAAAAGAAAGUGUUGAAGACAUUAGCAGACUAGUUAAAGAAGCUAAAGGUUUUAUGAAAAACAAACGCCUCUAGAAAGAAAGUAAUAUUUUUAACUACAUAUUUUUUAACCUUGUUAAACUAAAUUGUUAAAUAAAAU
This is a messenger RNA of Limulus polyphemus (Atlantic horseshoe crab), 1597 nucleotides long. Its product is annotated as aprataxin and PNK-like factor. Gene Ontology annotation, cellular component: nucleus; site of double-strand break. Gene Ontology annotation, biological process: double-strand break repair. The record is from RefSeq and is a predicted model, not a curated record. Gene Ontology annotation, molecular function: DNA-(apurinic or apyrimidinic site) endonuclease activity; 3'-5' exonuclease activity. The transcript is spliced from 10 exons. NCBI's taxonomy places the organism in Eukaryota, Metazoa, Arthropoda, Merostomata, Xiphosura, Limulidae. The coding region runs from base 82 to 1533 and encodes 483 amino acids.